This is a messenger RNA of Orbicella faveolata, 2252 nucleotides long. Its product is annotated as triacylglycerol hydrolase DDHD2-like. Lineage: Eukaryota; Metazoa; Cnidaria; Anthozoa; Scleractinia; Merulinidae. The record is from RefSeq and is a predicted model, not a curated record. Gene Ontology annotation, cellular component: cytoplasm. Gene Ontology annotation, molecular function: protein binding; glycerophospholipase activity; metal ion binding.
AAUAUCAAAGUUGUCCAACUGCACGAUUUAACUUCCAGUGGAAACACUCGACAACAUUCAACCUUUUCCCUCCACAAAAAAUAAAUCGCCUGGAGAAACAGUCAUGGUUAGAAUUCGCGCGUGAAUCCAAGUGUUAGCGCGCGCUGUAAUUGGGCGCGAGAUAAAAUCUUUUUCGAUCAAGCUUGAUCAAGCUAAGAUUGAAAGGGCGGAUAGCGACUAACCUGAAUUUCGUCGUCUAUUUUGUCUACCUAAACAGUAAAACUCAAAAAAGUCUUUCACGGGAUAAAGCGAGUUCAACUUCAAGCUAAAGUGAAGAAGGGAAAAGGUAGGUCCGCAAUGCAUAUUUUGGAAUGACUUUAUGAGCCCGCAAUCACACCGCAUCCUCUGACGUGUCCUUUUCCAAGAUGGCGGACAGGCAGGGUUUUGAUUCCUCUCAAAAACAAACGCCUUUACACGGGAUUUCGUUGGCAAAUUUUGGAGGGAAUUUGAACUUUGGGCCAACGCUUGUGCCUGCUUCCGAUUCUCCAUCGAUUUCGUUUGGAAAUCAACCUACCGCAACCCCGACUGCCAGUAGAGCUAAUUCAGGUCUGGAACAUGCUGGUGAGAUAGACAGUUUUCUUGGUCAGCAGUCAGCUCCACAACUGCAGGCUCAAGGACCUUUUCAAUCACCUACAAAAGACUCACCAGGGGUACUGCAGGGAAAGAAUCAAAGUUCUCCAUUCUUUACAAUGGCUUCCCCAUCAUCAUCUGGUCAAGAUGAUUUUCUGUCACCUGCAACAACAACUCAGAGUGUGGCAAGUAGUUUUCCCAGUCCACAGGUUCCUGCCACAAAAUCCCCCUACCAGCCAUCAACAGCUGUGGGGUCUGGGCCUCAGACUCCUCCAAGACCAUCAGCUGAUCUUCCCCAGUCUUUUCCUCCACCGCCAGCCAGUCGGUUCCAGUCUCCACCUCCACCUGUGACCAACCUGCCCCAAACUUCACCUAUUCCGUCCAGCAGUCUGCCCCAGACCCCACCUCAGCCUGCGGCCAGCUGGCCUCAGACCCCACCCCAGCCUGCUGGUGGUUGGCCACAGACUCCACCGAAUGCAGCAAAUUUAUCCCAGUCCACAUCGCCACCUUUUGUUCCGCGCACCUCUCCUCAACCCUUGUCACACUCCUCAUCUCCUCAACAAGUGCAAAGUGGCAUGCCACCUAGUGUGACACCGGCUGCUACAGUUGAACCUAUCCAACCACACUGGUUUUACAGGAAAGGAAAUUCUGCCUGGAUGCCAUUUUCAUAUAUUGAUUCUGAUUGCCUGGAGCAGGCUUUGAAAACAUCUUCAGCCAGUGGGGACAGAAUUGUUGCCACAGAUGGGGGACGAUAUGAUGUUAACCUGGACAAGAGGCUGCGAUACCCUCUCUACUGGGAGGAGGAUGUGUCUGUGGUGCGGCGAUGCUCAUGGUAUUACAAAGGAGAUGCACAGUCCAAACUUGUGCCUUAUAAGGAAGACAUGGCAGCUAGACUUGAGGCUGAAUUUCUUUCAACAUUUCGUGAGAACAAGUGGCCUCGCAGAGUGGAAUUAUCAGAUGGAGAGUACAUUAUGAUGCACAAUGCUAAUGUUAUGGUGCAUUUUGUGCCAAAUAAUGAGUCGGAAAACUGGAGUGGAGAGGAUACUGUAGCAAGGCCAAAGGUUGUCAGGCGAGGAGUGUUUUUUCACUCCUUCCUUAUUUCCAUGGUUCCAGUUAAUGAUUUUCGGAAAGUGAGUCUUCAAAUGUUGUUUGAUCACCAUGAGGAGCUGUCCAGAGGUCGAGCUAUUGGAAGAGUGGAGUUCCUUCCGGUACAGUGGCAUUCCAGACUUCACAACGACUCAACUGGAGUAGAUGAGAGACUUCAGUCCAUCUCUUUGAGUAGCAUACGCCGUCUAAGAGAGUUUACAAACAGCACUCUUCUUGAUAUUCUGUUUUACACAAGUCCUACAUAUUGUCAAAACAUUGUCAACACAGUAGGUGAGGACAUAGAGCGACUGCUGGAAAUCUUCAAGAAAAGGAAUCCUAUGUUUAGUGGAAAAUAUUCAGUGUGCGGACACAGUUUAGGUUCUAGUAUCCUGUUUGAUAUUCUUCAGCAUCAGAAAGUUCAGCGUGUUCCUGCGCGAUUGCACAGACGAUGGAACAAAAGACUGGAGGAGGACUUCUCUGCAUCUGAACCAGGUUUAAAGAUAUUUACAAGAGGCUUACUGACGGAGUCACUAACAAGAGAGCAAAGACGAUUGUGA